This is a messenger RNA of Pochonia chlamydosporia 170, 3453 nucleotides long. Its product is annotated as calcium-translocating P-type ATPase, PMCA-type. Gene Ontology annotation, cellular component: intracellular membrane-bounded organelle; membrane. NCBI's taxonomy places the organism in Eukaryota, Fungi, Ascomycota, Sordariomycetes, Hypocreales, Clavicipitaceae. Gene Ontology annotation, biological process: calcium ion transmembrane transport; intracellular calcium ion homeostasis. The record is from RefSeq and is a predicted model, not a curated record. The transcript has 5 exons. Gene Ontology annotation, molecular function: P-type calcium transporter activity; ATP hydrolysis activity; ATP binding. The coding region runs from base 1 to 3453 and encodes 1150 amino acids.
AUGGCGGCGGAAAAGGAACCGUCGUCAUCCUCACUCCUCGCAGUCGACACACGACCUCGCGCUCUCAGCUCCUCAGACACAAUCACAUCCGCCACAUCGAAUCCCUUCCUCACACCAACAGCAACCAGCCGCACCGCCAGUUUCAGCGAUGAACUCUCCCAAGCGCUGCGUCCAGACCCAGGCACCGAGGACGACUUCCGCGUGGAAAACAACCCCUUCGCCUUCUCGCCCGGCCAGCUUAACAAAUUGCUGAAUCCCAAAUCCCUUGCUGCCUUCCAAGCCCUCGGUGGUCUGCGCGGCAUCGCAAAGGGCCUGCAAACAGAUACAACCAGCGGCCUCAACGUUGACGAAACUAGCGCCCCGAAAACAGUCUCCUUUGACCAGGCGGUGCUAGAAUCAGCCCUAAGCAGCGUUCACGAGGAAAAAGCAGCUGGUGGCAAUCAAGCUGCUUCAACGGAAUCCUUUGUCGACCGUGUCCGCGUGUAUAAGCGCAAUGUGCUGCCGGCGAAGAAGCCCACGCCCCUGUGGAAACUCAUGUGGAAUGCGUACAACGACAAAGUCCUCAUCCUGCUGACUGUGGCGGCUGUCAUUUCCCUCGCCCUGGGUCUCUACGAAACGUUUGGCGUGCACCAAGAGCCUGGUGAAGGGCCUCCUGUCGAUUGGGUCGAGGGUGUGGCCAUCUGUGUUGCCAUUAUUGUCGUCACGGCUGUGGCUUCUCUCAACGACUGGCAAAAGGAAAAGGCGUUUGUCAAGUUGAAUGCUAGAAAGGAAGAUCGCGAGAUCAAAGUCAUUCGCUCAGGGAAAUCAUUCAUGAUUAACGUUCACGAGAUUCUGGUCGGCGAUGUCCUGCAUCUGGAACCGGGUGACUUGGUGCCCGUCGAUGGCAUCUUCAUCGACGGCCACGAAGUCAAGUGUGAUGAAUCGUCUGCCACUGGUGAGUCCGAUGCGCUGAAGAAAACUGGCGGCGACCAAGUCAUGAAAGCGCUGGAAGCCGGCUACGACACCAAGAACUUGGACCCUUUCAUCAUUUCUGGCGCCAAGGUCCUUGAAGGCAUGGGAACCUUUGUAUGCACAUCUGUCGGCGUAAACUCCUCCUUUGGCAAGAUCAUGAUGUCUGUCCGCACCGAAGUCGAAGCUACUCCUCUCCAAAAGAAGCUCGAAGGCCUGGCCCUCGCCAUCGCCAAGCUCGGCAGUGCCGCCGCCGGCAUUCUCUUCCUCGUUCUUCUCUUUCGCUUCGUCGCGGGUUUGUCCAAUGAUCACCGUACAUCUGCUUUGAAGGCCUCUGCUUUCAUGGACAUUCUCAUCGUUGCCAUUACCAUCAUCGUGGUUGCCGUGCCUGAGGGUCUGCCUCUCGCUGUUACACUCGCAUUGGCAUUUGCAACCACCAGACUUCUCAAGGAGAAUAACUUGGUUCGCAUGCUUCGAGCUUGCGAAACCAUGGGCAAUGCAACGACCAUUUGCUCCGACAAAACCGGUACCUUGACGACCAACAAAAUGACAGUUGUAGCUGGUACCUUUGGCACAGGCAGCUUCUCCAAAUCUGAAACAGAGUCCAUCUCCCAAUGGGCAUCUACCCUCACGCCUGAAACCAAGGCCAUCAUCACACAGUCUGUCGCCAUCAACUCCACCGCCUUUGAAGGUGAGGAAGACGGCCGAGCUACUUUUAUCGGUUCCAAGACGGAAACUGCGCUGCUUCAACUCGCCAAAGACCAUCUAGGUCUGCAAUCCCUCGCCGAGACACGCGCCAACGAAACCAUCGUACACAUGUUCCCCUUUGACUCUGGCAAGAAGUGCAUGGGCUCCGUCAUCCGUCUCCCGAACAACACCGGAUACCGCCUCCUCGUCAAGGGUGCCUCCGAAAUCCUCCUCGGCUACUGCUCCCUCAUCGCUGAUCCCGAGUCUCUCACCCAAGAAGACCUCUCACCCACCAAGAGACAACAUCUCCUCUCCACGAUCGAGCAAUACGCAAGCAACUCCCUUCGAACCAUCGGCCUCAUCUACAAAGACUACGAAUCAUGGCCCCCCGCGCAGGCUGAAAUGGAAGACGGCCACGUCGCAUUCGCCUCCCUACUCAAGGACUUGGUAUUCCUCGGUGUUGUGGGUAUCCAGGACCCCGUCCGUCCAGGUGUACCUGAAGCCGUGAAGAAAGCCAAGCACGCCGGCGUGGUGACCCGCAUGGUAACAGGCGACAACAUUGUCACAGCAAAGGCUAUCGCUACGGAAUGCGGCAUCUACACGGAGGGUGGUGUCAUUUUGGAAGGCCCUGUCUUCCGCAAGCUCAAGGACCCUGAUAUGAAGGCUAUUCUGCCCAAGUUGCAGGUUCUUGCGCGUUCUUCUCCGGAGGAUAAGCGGAUUUUGGUCACUAAGCUGAAGGAACUUGGCGAGACUGUGGCCGUGACUGGUGAUGGGACCAACGACGCACCUGCAUUAAAGGCAGCAGAUGUUGGUUUCUCCAUGGGUAUUUCUGGUACAGAAGUGGCCAAGGAAGCAUCUGCUAUUGUGCUCAUGGACGACAACUUUACAUCCAUUGUCACGGCGUUAAAAUGGGGUCGUGCUGUCAACGAUGCUGUCCAGAAAUUCCUCCAGUUCCAAAUCACCGUCAACAUCACCGCCGUCAUCCUCGCUUUCGUCACAGCCGUCUACGAUCCACAGAUGAGACCCGUCCUCAGGGCCGUCCAACUUCUCUGGGUCAACCUCAUCAUGGACACAUUCGCUGCCCUGGCACUGGCCACUGAUCCCCCCACCGAGAAGAUUCUCGACCGUUUGCCUCAGGGCAAGAAGGCGCCUCUCAUUACCACAAAUAUGUGGAAAAUGAUCAUCGGCCAGUCCAUCUUCCAGCUCGUCGCCACAUUCAUACUCUACUUUGCGGGCGGCCAAAUCCUAAACUACGACGUGAGCAUCCCCUCUGUAAAGACCGAGCUCGACACCGUUAUCUUCAACGCCUUUGUGUGGAUGCAAAUCUUCAACGAAUUCAACAACCGCCGUCUGGACAACAAAUUCAAUAUCCUCGAGGGCGUGCACCGCAACAAAUUCUUCAUCUUUAUCAACUUUCUCAUGGUUGGCCUCCAAGUGGCCAUUAUAUUCGUGGGUGGCAAGGCUUUCGGCAUUACCCCCGGCGGCCUGGACAGCACGCAGUGGGCUAUUUCGGUCGUUGUGGCGCUGAUGUGUCUGCCUUGGGCUGUUGUGGUGCGCUUGUUCCCAGAUGAGUGGUUCGGCACGAUUGCUGGAAUCGUGGGAAAGCCUGUCGUUGUUGUUUAUCGCGCCUUGGGAAGGGUAUGGACGCGUUUCGUGGGGAAGUUCAAGAGGGCUAAGAAGUCUGAGGGGGAUGAGCAAGAGGCAGAGAAUGGCGUCGAAAGUAAGGGGGAAUCGUCGGCUGCGCCUGCUAUUGUGGUGAAUGAGCCGUUGCCUGUGUUUGAGGUGACGGAUGUUGAAAAGGGGCGCUCGACGGCCUGA